This is a messenger RNA of Apis mellifera (honey bee), 675 nucleotides long. RefSeq lists its product as uncharacterized. The transcript is spliced from 3 exons. The coding region runs from base 160 to 480 and encodes 106 amino acids. NCBI's taxonomy places the organism in Eukaryota, Metazoa, Arthropoda, Insecta, Hymenoptera, Apidae. The record is from RefSeq and is a predicted model, not a curated record.
GAUUUUUCUCUUAAAAAUUUUCCAUUCCUAUUUGUGAACAUCAUAAAAAUAUGUAUCAUAAUGUAUUUUGUAACUUAUUGAGAAGAGGGAGUAGUGCUAAUGAGCCUCUAAUAUCUAGUAUAAAAGAAUGCUUGCUUGAAAAUCAAGGCAUUGUUGAAAAUGUUGUGUAACAGUGAAAUUGAUCGAAGCUUUAAAACAUUUCAAGUGUUAUAUUUAAUAUUAUUUUUAUUUAAUAUAUGUAUACAAUUAAGUAUAACAUUAUCUGUACCUAAUAUGAAUUAUAAUACAACAGCUACAAUGUUAGCAAAUGAAUCAUCAUCAAAUAAUUCAAUUGGUGAUAAUUUAUAUGUUAUAAAAGCAAUGGUAUAUGAAAUUGGUAUAUUAACAGAUGCAGAUAAUACAACUAAUAAUAAUACUGAAAGACAUGAAGAAGUAAAACUUUCAUUUUAUAAUCCUCCUAAUGAAAACAAUGGAUCAUAAAUUGGACAUUACUAUUUAAUUAAUUUCAAUAUAAUUAUUUUUUCAAAAAACAGAUUUGAGAACAUAUAUAUAAAAUAUAAACAAUUUUUAAAAUGAAUAUGUAUGUAUUUGGCAAAAUAUAAAUAUAUUCAUUUAAAUUAUAUUAACUUAAAUUAACAAUAAAUAUAUGUUUGAAUAAAACUUAUAACCAAAAAA